GAACUUUGAUCUGUAGAGGAACAGAAGCACCUGUACUGACAGAGUUACUGCAGACAGACAGACAGACAGAGAGACAGACAGACAGACGCAGCGGAGAACAGAUCUGCUAAAUGUCUCAUUUCAAGAAUCUCCUGGCCAUCUUUCUGCUGCUUGUCUCCACCUGUCAGGCAGGUACAGGUGGUUUGAGAGCUGGAACAGAGGAGAAAGUGAUCAUGCAGCCGUGGCUGGUGGGACUGACCGCUGUGGUGGGCUUCCUCUUCCUCGUCUUCUUCAUCCUCAUCGUGAAAAGGAUCUUCUUUAAGAAAGACCGGAAUGAUGAUGAAAUGCUGAGGGGUUUUGAGGGAUUUGAUAAUAAAGCUCUGGAUAUUGAAUUAACUCAGGACACCAAAAUGACCAACCUGUAAUGAAGACGCCGGCGGACACACACUGCCCUCCGUCUACAGUCCUGCUGCACUGCAACACCUCGCUUCUGACAAAUUAACUAAUUAUGGACAUUUGUACAAAAUAAUUUAUAUCAUAUUGUAAAUGUAUAAGUUUAAUUGAAUGUAUAACCUGAAUGCACAGUUUUGUGGUAAACUGGAAAUAAAUAUGACAUAAAUCCCUCAAA
This is a messenger RNA of Astyanax mexicanus (Mexican tetra), 607 nucleotides long. It is a transcript of the gene smim24, whose product is annotated as small integral membrane protein 24. The transcript is spliced from 3 exons. Lineage: Eukaryota; Metazoa; Chordata; Actinopteri; Characiformes; Acestrorhamphidae. The record is from RefSeq and is a predicted model, not a curated record. Bases 111 to 404 code for a protein of 97 amino acids.